AUGAUGAACUUACUCAUUUUAUGUCUCCUUUUGAAGUUUUCUUUAACGGCAUCUCAAAAUGUUCAGGAACUAACUUGUGAAGAAGGAACGAUUAGAUCAGUUUGCAUCAUUGAUGGCUCAAAGCUAGACAGUAUGACUCAGCAGCUUAAAAUCUCCAAUAAUUCAUCAAAACACUUUCAACUUCACCUGAAAAACUUUAGACAACUUCAAAGUGAUCUUAUUGUUGUGAAUAAUAAUGUUCGUGAUUUAUUUGUGGUUAAUUCUACAAUACUUUUGGUCAACAGAACUGAUUUUGUAGAUUUAACUGUCCAACACAUUUUCAUCAUUAACUCAACAGCUUCAUUUGAUGCUGGCAGUCUGAGCAGCUUCAAAAGUUUGAUAAACUUUAAUUUGAUAAACUCAAAAAUCAGUAAAAUCAAUCCAUGUGCAUUUGAGGAACUGCCAAAUGUCACGAAAAUUGACCUUACAAAUACUUCAUUGUCUGAUGAUUUGGUGACUGCUGUUGAGGCUCUCGAGAACAUAAAGAAGCUAGUAUGUACGAAUUGCAAGCUAAAUGAUGAACAAUUGAUGAAGAUCGUUAAAAGUCAUGGACAAUUGGAUACAAUCUUACUUCCGUCAAAUGCUGUGAAAUCACUAAAAUGUGACAAAAUCAAGAACUUGAAGCUGUCUGAACUGGACCUAAGUUGUAACAAUCUUUCAAAAACCUUUCAAACCUGCAAAAUUGUUUCUGUGGAUGUGACAGAAAAUAAGAUCGACACUCUUCACAUCCAAUACGGUACGAAGACAAUUGAAGCUGCAAAAAACUUGAUUUCAAAGAUAAAAUGCGAAUAUUCACUCAACACAGUCGAAAUCAAUUUGAAUAAAAAUUUGCUGACCGACUUGAUGUGCAUCUCGUCAAUAUCAACAUUGGAGUAUCUUUCAAUAAAUUCAAAUAAGUUUAAGAACUUUAAGCUUUAUGCAUUUGAACAGAUGACUAGAUUGCGAUACAUUUCGGCAAUGGACAAUCCAAUUUAUCUUUCUAAACCAAAUCUUUUUGCUCCCGAGUCGAAAAGUCCUUUGGAAAGGAUUAAUGUUGACAAAUUUGACUUUGGAUAUGAAAAGUUGAGAUUCUUUUAUCCAAAACUUGAAGAAGUUUUUCAUUAUCAAUUUACAGGCAGUUGUGAAAAAUAUUUCCAAAUUUUAGACAUUUUGAAGGAACAAAAUAUAAAUUUUUAUGUUUUUAAGGCACCGAGUUGCUGUAGAACUACUGAUUGUGUUUAA
Messenger RNA from Chironomus riparius, 1260 nucleotides. Lineage: Eukaryota; Metazoa; Arthropoda; Insecta; Diptera; Chironomidae. The record is from the annotation of a GenBank genome assembly.